Molecule: messenger RNA, 1707 nt
Organism: Bathycoccus prasinos
Lineage: Eukaryota; Viridiplantae; Chlorophyta; Mamiellophyceae; Mamiellales; Bathycoccaceae
Exons: 1
Coding region: 1-1707 (568 amino acids)
Biological process (GO): peptidyl-serine phosphorylation; intracellular signal transduction
Molecular function (GO): protein serine/threonine kinase activity; ATP binding
Source: RefSeq, a predicted model, not a curated record
AUGGGAGGAGGAAACGAGAACGAACAGACGACGACGACGACGACGAAAAAGUCAUGGUUUUCCGCGCUGAGCGAUUCGGUGAAGAAGAAAACGAACAACAACAGCGAGAAAGAAUCCUCCUCCUCAAAAGGGUUUAAACAAGAGAGCGACCCGCCUUCGUCGGAGAACCUGUCGCCAAUCACGUCGAAAAAAGCCGCAGCUGCGAAAGAGUACAUUGAAAAUCUGUAUAAAAAACAAGCGAAAGAUUUACGCGAGAGGCAGGAAAGAAGAAGCCGAAUGGAACGGACCGCGAGUAAUUCUUUGAAUAGUAACAACAACGGUGGGACUCUGUCGUCGUCUGGGAACGUCAGCGCGGAGGAUUUAGAUAACAACGGGGAAGGUAGCGGGGAUUUUAACGAAGCGCUGAUGAAGGAGUUGGAAGAGAAGGAACGCAUGUACACGAGAUUGAAACGAACGAAACUGUCACCGAACGAUUUCGAACCGCUGACAAUAAUUGGAAAAGGUGCGUUCGGGGAGGUUCGAUUGGUGAGAGAAAAGUUGACCGGGAAAAUUUACGCGAUGAAAAAGUUGAAAAAAACGGAGAUGGUGCGAAGAGGCCAAAUCGAUCACGUGAAAGCGGAGCGGAAUUUGUUGGCUGAUGUGCACGAUCAAACCGUAGUGAAGCUCUUUUAUUCGUUCCAGGACGAUGAGUUCUUGUAUUUGGUGAUGGAAUAUUUACCAGGUGGGGACAUGAUGACUUUAUUGAUGCGAAAGGACACGCUGACGGAGGAAGUGACGAGGUUUUAUAUCGCACAAACGGUGUUAGCCUUGGAAACCGUGCACCGACACAAUUUUAUUCACAGAGAUAUCAAACCAGAUAACUUGCUGUUAGAUCGCGAAGGACACAUGAAGUUGACUGACUUUGGUUUGUGCAAACCAGUGGACCCGCAGGUUUUGUUAGGAAAUAAGGACGUGAACUUGAACGAAAACUUUGACAAGUUAUCGUUGGAACAACAAAAUAAGAACGAUUCGGAAACGUUAGCGACGUGGCAAAAAAAUAGAAGGCGAUUGGCAUAUAGUACGGUUGGGACUCCAGAUUACGUCGCCCCGGAGGUACUUUUGAAGAAAGGCUACGGAUUAGAGUGCGACUGGUGGUCCGUUGGAGCAAUCAUGUACGAAAUGCUCGUUGGGUACCCGCCGUUUUACUCUGACGAACCGGUUUCAACGUGUAGAAAAAUUGUCCACUGGAGGCAUCACUUGAAGUUUCCUCCGGAGGUCCACUUGUCAGACGACGCGAAGGAUUUGAUCGAGUCGUUAUUGUGCGACGUGGAGGUCAGAUUAGGAACGAACGGAGUAGAUGAAAUCAAGCAACAUUCGUUCUUUAAAGGCGUUAAUUGGACGAACAUUUACGAAGAGCAAGCCCCGUACGUGCCGACGGUGACUGGGGAGUUAGAUACACAGAAUUUUGAGGACUUUGAGGAAGAUCCUCCGGACAAGGCGAGCGAGGAGGAGAAGAAAAGAGAUGAGAAGGCGGCGAAAGAAUUAGCCAAGAAAGGUGGAAAGAAGGGCGGAUCGUCUCCUGGAGGUCAAGGAGAGAGCGGCGUUCAGCAAAAGAAAGAUUCAGAGUGGAUUGGAUACACGUAUAAAAAUUUUGAAGUCGUCGGGGAAGAGGUGAAGAAGAAGACGUCUUCUCGACCGUCGAUGAGCUCCGUGUUCCGCUCGCCUUGA